Molecule: messenger RNA, 3174 nt
Organism: Cataglyphis hispanica
Lineage: Eukaryota; Metazoa; Arthropoda; Insecta; Hymenoptera; Formicidae
Exons: 4
Coding region: 375-1409 (344 amino acids)
Source: RefSeq, a predicted model, not a curated record
AAUUUAGCGCGCGAGCGGUGCCAGGCAAAAAUAUGCCUAAAACUCGAUAGUACAAGCGCCAAAAGAAGUUCACGGUCGACACCUCCUAAUUCGUCCUUGAACCCUCGACUCCGCGAACCCGCGCGCGGACAUCUAUCCCUUGGAUAGAUAUUCGAAGCAACUUCCGGUAGUCGGGCACGACGUAUGCGCCGACGCGCGAACCCUGUCGUCGUCGUCGUCGUCGUCGGGUCGCAUCUGCGCAUUUUCCAGCUGAGUUUCCUUCACAGGCGAGGUUCUGCCUGUCCCGGAUUGUCGUGUACGCGUCGACACACUAGACCGGCAGGGAAAACUACGGGAAAAUCUUCGAUUACCGUUUCACAUAUCGUUGAAUAAUUAUGUACAAAACGGUGCGGAAAGGCGAUGCCAGCCUGCAGUACACGAUACUGCCACAGACGGAUCAGUUCUCGUCCGGCGGAUUUCCGCAAACUUCCGGUAAGCCCCGGCCGAGGAUCAUCAAGUAUACGAUGGGCACUGUGAUGGUGCUCAUCAUACUGUCUUGCGUGGCCACGCCGUUCCUGAUGAAUCAGAAUGAUCACAACCUUUUCGCCAGCACGAUGCUGGCGAUGAGCCGAGUCGAGCCAGUCAGAAACACAUCGAGAAGCCAAACGAAGGACAUUGGUGUUAGUAAGAACAAAAGCAGGAUUCCGACUACGAUGGUGUCGACGACCGAGGUCACUAGGAGGAAAGACCUCGAAGAUAACACGACCCCUUUCAACGGAAUUCUCCGAGAGAAGGAAGAGGAGGAAGAGGCGGUAGUUGAUGAUACCACGUUAGCAGAUACAUCGGAAAUUAGUACGCAAGCAAUUCCCAGCACGGAAACGUCGAUGAACGGCCGUCAUACGGUGAGGACUUCCGCUCUACCGCCGACAACGGCCCUCUCAGCGUCUUCGAGCGGCACGACAGAGGAUACGAAGACGGCGAGCACGUCAAAAAAGCCAAAAAUGCCGAGAGUGACUUUAAAACUGCGCGAAAACGAAACCAUACCGCAGAUGUAUAUGAAGGCUGGCAUAGCUUCGUACAAGAAAGGCAACAUCACCACUAGCGUUCUCGCGCCGCGCCUGAGCCUUGAGGGCCUAAUAUUCAAAACGCCGGAGGGCACGAUAAAGCCCUGGCCUCAGAAGUGGUUCUUCAGCGAUCCCUCGGCCGACUUUCAGUGGAAGGGCUCGACUCAAAUGCCGGUAACAAUUUACAUCGUCCUUGCGGGACUGGCCGCUUUGGCAAGCAUCAGUAUCGUCCUAAUGUUUUAUGUGCAACGUAAAGCAUCGAGACGUCAACGGCCGAACAUAGAGGAGCCGGAAGUCGAGGAACACGAGGAAGACAAGUCGACUCUUUUGGGUGCGGAGAGCCAAGAGAUCGAGGAAAAGGAGUAAUUGCUUGGCAAGACAAACACAACGCAUCCGUACAUAUAGCGCGCGUAAGACUUGCCUAUUUUUACAACACAUCAGUUAGGUUUAGAGUCUUCCAGGUCGAAGGAUUGAACCUUGAGAAACGAAACAGAUACGAGAAGGAUUUUUUUAUGAUGCAACCGGAAUUAACUAGAAUCGUAUUAGGACGAACGCGCUCCAUAAUUCGAUUGCCUGAAUUAAGAAUCUGCACGAUUUUUUUUUUUUUGCGAGAUUGCUCACAAUAUUGUUGUUACGCCCGUAAGUUUACCUCGCGCGAUAACGGAUUUUUAAACAAGGGAUUUUUCCGCACAAAAGUGGAAACAAUCACAUUGUACAAUCAUUCUUAGCAUGGCACUUUCAUUUAGAUGCCCAAUUUACAUGUUUGUUAAGAAAUUAGCAACGGACCAAUUAAGUUUGUUGCAAUUGUGGUAUAUCUCGACUAGCGACUAUGAUUAAAACGAUAACGAUACGACAAUGAAUCUUGCGAUAGUCGAGUUGAUCAAUGAAAAGUUACAUAAAGAGAUUCUGUUGUUAAUUGAAUAAGUUUGUGAUGAAGUAGAGCAGGUUUUAAAGACCCGCCACGGAUGGACGCACGAUGUUCGUAAAGACAAACUACAUAUAUACAGAGAAAAAGUACCUGGCGAAUUAAGAAGACCGAAGUUUAUAAUAUCCUUCACAAAACUAAAUGUAGAACUCUUUCUUGACAUUCACUCCCUGGGUGAAAAAUUUUUUGAAGUUUUUAUACAAAAUUUAUAAAUAUUUAACUCGACAAUGCCUAAGAAAAGAAGCGUCUUAAAAAUUUAAAUAUUAUCUUCAAAAUUCCGGUUACUAAACACAUAGGACAUAUGUUUUUGUAAUAAAGGAGAAUGCAAGAAGUAAGUGAUUUUAAAUAAGAUUAAAUGAAGAAUUUAAAUUAUACAGAGUGCAGUAAGAUAGAUUAAAAUUAGUCUGAAAAUCUAAAGGAAAAAAAAAAAAAAAUACAAAUGUACAUGCGAUAGCACAUGAAAAAAUAAAUAUAUUAUAGUCUUGAAAGAAUUUUAGAAGCCCACAGAAAGGUCUCCUUAAUUCGGCCAUCUGUAUUUGCUAAACUUUCUAUAAUGUACAUGAUAUGCGUAUAUAUAUAUAUAUGAUUAUAAGAUAUUAUGUAUACGUGUGUCAUCGACUUUUUUAGCGAAUCUCGAAAAAACAACGUGCUUUUUGACUUUCUGACGGCAGUCGAAUUCUAUCUGCGUACAAAAGUAGCUAUAUUGCCAGCUACAAUAAAGAGCCAGCUUUCAAACUCCUCGUUUAAUUAAAAGUGAUGUUUGACGAACGUACUAUCAGAUAUAUUGUUCGAUCGAUAUUCGCGCAUCGUUCACUCGACGAUAUCUAUCGUAUGGGGAGAAAUAUAAUACCAUAUUUUUUUUGCAAGGUCUCUCAAACAGCUUGACGCGAUAUCGCGUCAAAAUAUAUGUAUACAUGACUCAUAUUAAAUUAACCCGAGCUCUACGCAAUAUCGAAGUUUAAUUAUAGAUUGAUUCAAUCAAUGUCGUUUUAUUAAAAUAUGAUACAUUAUUUGUAAAAAUCGGGACACAGAAUUUUAUUAACCGGUUAAAAUUUGCAAAAAAAAAACACUAAAUAAAUUAUAUUUAAUUAAAAUUGAAAUAAUUAAUGUAGAAUAAUAAAGAUAUGUAUUAUAUUUGUCAAUAUUAUCAUAAAAGUACGUCACUCAGAAAAUUAUAUAUUUAAAAACACAAUAUGUUGCAAACAA